UGCCUGCAGAGUUUUCCGUCCAGUGUCAGAGUAACAUCGUAAACCAGGACCACCUGACCGUGAAGUCCGAACUAAAUGGAAGCAGCAGAGAAAACUCUCACCUAUCGAGAUGACACCGGACUUCACAGCAACAAGCUGCUUAAACCGAUCAAAAAGGAGGACACCAGGGGUCAGGACACCGAGAAAAACAGCGACGAGUCAAACUAUGUGGAUCUGGACAUGAGACCCGACGGGCUGAAGACGGUGAAAGUGACUUUCACCGGAAAGGGGAACCAGCUGUCCGUGAGUAAAGGAGACAGCUCGAAGCAGGAUGAGAACAAAUCCACUUCAACCGAGUCCCUGUUGGACACUUUGACGCAUCUGCCCACCGCUGACCCGGAGUCGGAGAGCGAGAAGCAGGAGGAGAACAAAUCCACUUCAACCGAGUCCCUGUUGGACACCCCGACCCAGCUCCCCACCGCUGACCCGGAGUCAGAGAGCGAGAAGCAGGAGUUUGACUCCAGCGAUUGCAGCGAGAGCGGCGAGCUGCGCUACACCGACAUGUGUCUGAACGGCAGGAGCGACUCCGAGCUGUCCGAGUCCCACUACAUCACCACGCAUGAGAUCCAGCUCACCGAGUUGGACCACGACGUGGACUACGACCUGGGCCGGGGGACGCGCUGGGAGUUCGAGGACGGCAACCUGGUCUACGCCUUUGUGGAUUACGCCUCUUUUGAGAGCGACGAGACCCAGGAGGGCACCCUGAUCCUGGAGGGCGGCCGGAGCCAGGCGAAGCCGCAGUCUAAUCUUAGCGGAGCGGCUGUCAGCACCGAGCAGGAGGAGAGCGAUCUGUGCGCCAGCUCUGAUGAGAGCCUGUGCAGAACACAGAGCGAGCAGUCAGCGGGGAAAAUCCACCUGUCCAUUAAAGCUUCCUCCAGGACGCUGAACGACCCUGCAGACGUGUUUGACAAUAACGCGCAGUGGUUAUCUCCGAAACACAUCGGAGAUGGGAGCCAUUUCUCCUUUGUGAACCCUGGCGCCAGAGCGGGGCCCCUGUGUGAUAGGGGUCAAUAUUUCAUCCCAGCUCCGGGCCGUCAGCACCUCGCAACCAAGCUGAGACGGAAAGAUAUUAAUGAGUACUCCAGCGGAGCGUCUAGCUCCAUUAGUGAACUGGACGACGCUGAUAAAGAGGUGCGUAACCUAACCGCCAAGUCCUUCCGAAGCUUGGCAUGUCCCUACUUUGAUGCCAUCAAUCUCAGCACUUCCAGCGAGUCAUCCAUGUCGGAAUAUGGCCUAAAUAAGUGGUCAACGUAUGUGGACUGGAAUUAUGGAAAUAUCACGCAUAAUACCUCCAGUGCGACACUGGCAAUGAACAAGACUGUGGACAGCAGGGCGAAUAACAGGUGCAAAACUGGGAUUAAAGAUAAACAGACAAGAAUCUGUGCACUGAAUAAGAGAAUAACUUCACAGCAGACAUCUACUGGCAGAAAAUUCCAAAUGAAAGAGCAGUCGGCACAGCAAGGAGUUACCCUAAACUUUCAUUGUAAUGUGGAAUCCAGAACUCCCAUGAGCCCCAAGUGUUUUCAAAAGGACCGACCCAAUGAGGUGUUGGCCAGAUCAGGGUGUGAGAUGCAGUAUCAUCACACAGAUGGUUCAGGGGACACACAUAAGCGGGCUAUUUUUGCCUCAAGUCUGCUGAAAAAUGUCAUUUCCAAAAAAAUGCAGUUUGAACAGGAACGCAAAAUGGAGAGAGGGGAAAUCUCAGAUACCCAUCCUUCAGUGUCCUCUUGUAUUCAAAUCAAAGACUUGGAGGGUGGGAAGGAGAGGAGUGAGAGCAGAGGUCUGCAGGGGCAAACCUCUGAGUUAGGAUUCACCGGAAACUCCCCCACUGAUCACAGACCCAGCUCCUGUGGGCCUGCAGAGGAUUCAAAGGGUGAUAAGAAGACUACUGAUUGUUCUGUGGAGCACCAAGAAGCACCACAGGAGCCACAGAUUAGCAAGGAAGGAGAGCCUGCAUCUGUGAAAGAUUCUCAAAACACAGCAAGGGAAGACCUGGACAGCAGCAGCGUUUUAACAAAACUUCUUUUUGUUCCAAACUGCCAGCUACUUUCAAAAGACGGAAGCCUGGCAGAGGAUUUAAACCCCCACACACCUAACACAGGUGCAAAGUCAUGUGGGAAGGAGCUGCAAAAGGUAGAUGAUACAAAUACAGAGGGUAAAGAAAAAAAUGAGAGGGUAGGAAAACCACCCGAGAUUAAAAUCUGCCUUAGAAAUGUAAAAGAAACCAAAGGCUGCACACUGAAUAUUGCAAAUCUUCUUACUCCUAAAAUCAGUUAUAACGUCAAUAAAUUCAGGGCAGGAGACAACGGUAGGUGUCAUGUUUUGUCCUCAGCAGACAAGGCUCCGAGCUUCACUGUUAGAAACAUCAGGGACACAAAGUGCAAGUUUCAGACACCAAUAUAUCAUGUUAGGGAUGUGCGCAAGUUGGUGAAAAGUUCAUAUCGUUUUGUCUCUUUGGACAGAAGUGAUCAGGGAUGUUCUACAGUAGCUGAGGAGAAAACCAAAGUGGAGCCAGAUAAACCAUCCCCUAUGGUGAUCAAAUGCAACUCUGUUAAAACAAACAUCAAAUCAGAGACAGAUGACACGGCCCAGGCACAGGUGGAGGCGGAUACACACUCUGAGACAUCCAGCAGAAUUCCCACAGUUGUAACAAAGCAAGGGAACCCAGAUCUAUCUGAGAUGCAGCAAAAUCCUGAGACCAAACUGGGAAAACAGAGACAGGACAGGUUCACUGGGGAGACAAAUGAGAGAAGAAAUGAUCCUGCAAUGCCAAAACAGGAUGCGCUGGAAAAGCUCAAAGCUGCAGUCAAGACCAUGGAACAGCUUUAUGUUUUCGACAGGAAUGAAUGGAAGCGGAAAACUCAAGCCUCUCAACCGGCCGCAGACAGCCAUGUGCUGCCUCUCCUCACCAAGCAGGAACAGAGACCUCCUGCUGAUCUGGAAGUAAAAAACGGAGGCAGGAUUCCUCCCUUUCUAACAACCAGCAAAGAUACACAGAAAAAACAAUCUCUCAAUAUCAUACAUGUUCCAUAUGACCAUGACACUUUUAAAACACAAUCACAGCAAAGUAAAACCUUCACCAACAAAAGUGCCCUUUAUUUUGGCAAUAAGAAAAAUGUCAGCAUUAAUUCUCAAGAUUCUGCUUUACAAACAUCUGCACUGAAAAGCUCUAAAACAUCGACGAUGAAUCAGGUGUCGGUAAAACUGGUGGAGCAGGACAAAGAGAAAACUAAUUCCAUUGAUCCUACCAAUACAAAAGGUUGCUCCGACCCUGAGAACUACCUAACCAUACCAAGAUGCACAAAUGAAACCAAGCUGCCCAAUCAGAAGUGUGUGUCAAUUGAGGGGGAUUCAAGUUUUAGCAGAGAUAAUCCAGGUGAUACCAAGGUACCUGAAAAAAAGAGGUCUCCUGUAACUGUGGACUGUCCAUCUGCCACCAUCUACCAUCUUCCAACAGUAGCAACAAGUCCUCAAAAACCUCAGCAGGUGUUGUGUUUCUCCCCGUCCAUCCAGAGUAUGUCCCCCACUCUGUCUGGAGGAGAAGCAAUAACUCAAACCCAGCGCAAGAUGCUGCUGGACCCCACAACUGGACAUUAUUAUCUGGUGGACACCCCCAUACAGGCCACCAAGAGACUUUUUGACCCCGAGACGGGAAAAUAUGUGGAUGUCCCCAUGCCUCAUUCACCAGUGGCACAGGUCACACCCAUGCAUUUCCCUCUACCCCCUCUAGCCCUCACCCCCACCUACAUGGUCUACCCAGGCUUCAUCUCUCCCACGUUGGCAGCACAGGCGGUGAUGCCGCAGUCUCCCUGUCACUCAGAGGAUGCAGCAGGAGAAGGCAUCAAAAACAACCCAUUGAGCCAUGGUGCAGAGAAGGCAUACUACAGCGCGACAGCAGAGGCUCAGCAAAGACCUCUUCACUCACCCCUUAGUUUGGGACACGUGACCACCAAAGGAGGGACAGCAAGCUCCAACAGAAAGCCACUUAUCAGCAUAACAACGCAGCAGGGUCCAAGAAUCAUCGCUCCACCCUCAUUUGAUGGAAAAACAAUGAGCUUUGUUGUUGAGCAUCGGUGACCAAAACGACUUCUCUUCAUGCAUAUGACUCUGCAGAGGAAUCUGCGUUCAAUCACCGUAAGUGGAGUUUUCAUCCCUGUGAACCUCUCUCUGGACAACUUCCAUCAUCGUCGUCACCUGUUACUCUCCUCUGCUGUUUGUUCUUGUUUUCUGUAUGCAUUGUAGCACUUUAUAGAUAUGAAUCGUAGAGAUACUUUCCAUUCAGGUGCUGUUUAGAUCGAACUGUAAUUAAAUGCCAUGUGUGCCCUGCAAUCUAUUCAUAAGGAAACAAGACAGUUCUGUUUAAAAUAAAGUGUAUUUUACAGCCAAUCUGUUUUAUUAAUAACUUAAGAUUAUUAUGUAUUUAAAGUGAGACUGUGUUUAAUUUGAAAGCACAAAAUAUGCUCAUAUGAAUGAAAUGUAUGUUCCUUAGAAAUCAAAAGGUAGCAUCAUUAAAAUCAGAAGAUUUGUUUCUAGAGCAUCCUGAGUCUGCUUAAUGACAGUUUAUGCUAUCUGUUAUUAUUAACAAAAUAUUGAUAUUAACAGAGGCAUCAUGUAUGUACUGUAAUACCAACAGGAUUUAAUAUGAAGACAUGUUUGUUCUCUCAUUAUUUUACCUUAAUUGAUAUGGAAUUAUCAUUUUUUUUAUUUUAUCUAGCAGUUAUUAAAUCAAGUAGGAAAUAUAGCACACAUUAAAUAUAAAAGUUGAGGUUUUUAGCUUGCAAAUUAGCAACAUUUUUAAAUUAAUGGAUGCAACUCUAACCAUUGGAAUACUUUCAAUGUGAUCCUUAGUGUGUUCAGGAAAAUGCAUGAACAGACAUCAGUGGUAUGAUGAAGCAGUGUUGUGGGUUGAGGCAAAUUCUCCUUAUUAGUCUAUAAGUGAUGGAUUAAUGGAAAGCUAAUAACAGUUAACUCAGACCUGUAGUGUUUGUUAGGAGAAUUAGCAGACCAGUUAAGUUUCCACAGACAGAAUGCAGAAUGUUUCAACUGUGUUCUUUGGGGUUACAGGUUUGAAGAACCAGAUUUACUAGUCAACAAGUAGAUAAUUGGUUCACUGCAGUUUGUGCUGCAGCUCUGCUUCAUUCUUAUAGCUUUUAGCUUGCUUGGAAGCAUUUCAAUGUGGUGUUCCAUUUUCUUGGUUGUACUUAGUCAGUAGAAACUACUGGUGCAUUGAUAUGAUGUCUGUAUUUCUGACUUAGAAAUUAGAGGUUUCUCACAGGAACUUCAAAAUCCAACAUGGCUGCCACUUCUUGCCUAUUUGGUAAGAUGUAGUUAUAAGCUGUUUGUUUGGAAUCUAGAUUGUUUGCAUCUCAUUAAAUCAAACAAGCUAACGUUGCUGUAUAUAGGCAAAGAAUUGCCUCAAUAAGUUGUUCAAACUUGAAACUUGGCAACAAUAGGGUUAGCUGUACUUUUGAGUAAACCAUUACCAUGUGUAUUUUAUAAUGUUUGCAAAAAUGAUAGCUUUUGUAUAUAAAAUUCUGAUAUAAUGCAAAAAUAGAAAGAUAAUUUACAAGAGCUGUUUAGCUUUGAACAAACCUCCCCCCUCCUUUGUUGGCACACAUCUAUGGAUAAAUAUAAUUCUGACCUAUCAUCAAUAUCUAUCAGGCUCUUGUUCAGAUUUCUGUGGAGAUAUUCAUGUCAUGCCAAAAAAAAAAAAAAAAAAAGAUCACAGGGUAGGUCCGGAUGACUCUGAAGGAAUUACAUACCCUGUCCUGGAUAGGAAUGCCUCAAGGCCCUCCAAGAAAAAAAAUGAAAUAUUGCUAAAGAGAGAGAGACAUGCUCAGAUUAACACAUGCCUCUAUAAUAUUAACAUGCUAAAGUGUAAAUUACACACAUUUAUUUACCCUUAGUGAUUAAUCAAUGAAUGGAAUGAUGAUGGUGCUGUCUUCUAACAAUGGAAUUAAAAAAGAGAAUAAAUUUGUGGUUCCAAAUGAAAGGAGAUGAUGCCAUGGGACUGUUUAAAUAUUGUAGUAUUGCAGUUAAAGAGGAUAUAAAUGCGCUAAUGGGGAUUUCCCACCUAUUUAUGGAAAGGGACCAUUUCUCUGUAAUGAAUCAUUCGUUCUAUGAUGGAUCUGGUCCAUAUCCUAUUUGAAAUAUUUACAUUUCAAAUUUGUUUAUUUCCACGUAAAUAUUCAUCAUCAAUCAUUAAACAAAACUGUUUUUCUGUCUGCCAUCACAAGAGAAACCUUUUGCUGAGGUUUGUAAAAUGCUCCGAAUGCCUACCUGAAUAAUGUAUAUAUGAAGUGUUUUAUUCUUCUUUCUUCAAUGCACAUCUCUUGUAUUUACCAGUGAGGCAGGAGUAGUAACACUAUGUAUGUUUCUCAGAUGAAAACAGAGCUGCGACUCUGAUUUAGCAGUGUGCUCAGGUCACUAUAAGUAGUGUUGGGGCUAAUGAGUCGGAGCCAGCUGAGACAUUUACAGGAUAACUUCCUCUAUUUGUCUUGGUUCAGUUUACACUUUUGUGUAAUGAGAUGUGCGUGUGCCUGUACGUGUUUGUGGCCGUUAGCUAUGCGUGGCAUUUGAGCAUUCUAUGAGCACAACUAGGAGUUGCGUUUCUUAACUGCAAACAGGAUCACCCCGAGAACACAUGUGUGAAGCAUAUCUUUACAAUUAACACUCACCGUAAUACCAGGUUCUAAAAGACACAGACUGAUGUGAAACCUUUACUAGAAACACUAUACCAGAAGGAUCAAUGUUUUUCGCUUGAUUUUGACUUUUUUUUUUUUAUAAAAGUAAUAAUAUAUUCUGUCCUGUUUCCAGCUGAAUAUGUAGCAGGGCUUCAUUUGCCUUUGUGCUGAUGUAUACCACCAACCCUCUGUAGAUUUGCUAUAUGCAGAAUGUUUCAAAGCGUAGCACAAAAUAAAAGGUAUUUGGAGCUGCUGGUCAGUCUACUUACCUCCAUUUAAAUACAUAUCAGUUCUCCUCUUUCCCUAAAAGUUUAUUUUACUAAGAUUUAUCCAGGUUUUUAACAUAUUUUUUCACUUUUUUAAAGUUCCCCUCAAACGCAUAAUCAAAAAUGGAGCAUUUGGUGCAAUUUGAGGUGAAAUGUUUUAAGCUACUGAGGCUCAUUUAACUGAAUAAAAAGCAAAAUUAUUAUUCACGGUGGGUAAAGUUGACAUAGUUUUUCCAGUGUUGGAUGACUAAAAAUAAUAGUUUUCUCUCUUUUUUAAGAACUUUUUAAGAGCUCUUUUGUAUAUUCCACUGAGACAUGUAAGAAUUAUAUAUUAAAACAGACAUUUGAAAUAUAUUUAGCUUUUAAGCUUUUCUAAAUCUUGCAUUUGGUUAGAUACCAAAUACGAUGGUACGAGAUGGCUUUAACCCCUCAUCAGGAAAGAGUUAUUGGUACUUUUUAAAUUACUUUUUUUUAAAUCAGUACCAUCCAGAAGUGUAAACACCUCUUAAAAUGUGUAUUUAGAAUUGUAUGUGAAGACCAACAAGAAGUAGUGCAUAACUGUAAAAGGGAAGGGGAAUCUGAAGCCUCCAACAACCUUUCCUUCCAAGCUAGCCUGUCUCAUUCUCCCUUCCUAUUAACUCUGCCCAGCUUUCUUGUUGUAAAGGAAAAUUAUUCCGGAAGCACGGUGCCGCUAUAUCUAUAGAGAUAUUGAUUUUCCACAGUGUUUUGAAUGUAAGCCAAAAAAUGAUGAUCUCCUACUUUUGUCAUGUUGCCCUCUUGGUUCCUGGCAAACUGAACACAUGACCUCCUGUUCAGCUUUAUUUAUACUGAGCUGUACACACUGUUUUCCAUCUACCUGCAAAUGUAAUUUCUUGCAAUAAUUUUACUAAGCGGUAUUAGAGUAAAGGGGAAAAUUAUAUGAAAUACCCCCCAACUCCCUGAAAAUGAUGUAGCGAUUAUUCUUAAACCGCACAGUUACGUGCUACUUGUUUUGGUCUCUCACAUAAAAUCUGAAUAAAGUACAUUCAAGAAUGUGGUUGUAACAGGGUAAAAAGCUCAUACAGCAUUAAAAACCAUUAGCAAAGCUCUAACUGUUUUAUAACAUUGUUUAGAUGGACUUCAGGUUUAUGGCAUUACAUGUGAAUGACACACCAAGGGCAGUUCUUAUCUUUUACCUUGACAAAUGAGAGUCACGGUGAGAGGAAACUAAAAUCAGGUGAAACUGUUGAGAAAAAUAACACAUUAAAAACAAACUGUACAAGUAUAGAUGCCAUAAUAAGGUUCUGUACUGUUCGCAUGUCAUGUCAUGAAACCUGACGGAAUUUCGAGAUAAAACAUGGGAAACUGACUCUUAUCCAUGAUCUUGUAUAAGAAAAGAGGAAUCUGUGAGGAUAAAGUUGAGAUGGUCUGAGAUACGUGCAUAGAGAAGGUUUAAAGAUAAGGAGCAGAUGUCUGAAGUCUAUUUAGAUUGAUACCAUCACUGAUUGGAAAUAGUCCUCCAUACCUGUGAGUAGGUUUAAUGAUGGGAAGAGAGGUGUGAUUAUUUUAAGGGGGGAUGCAAAUGCAGUAUUUGCUUUUACUGUACCGAAAGGAAGAAGUGUGAUGGAUAAAUGUAAUGCAGACUUAUGCAUCCACAGUAGUUUGCAAUAAAUUUCAAA
This is a messenger RNA of Cyprinodon variegatus (sheepshead minnow), 8646 nucleotides long. RefSeq lists its product as uncharacterized. NCBI's taxonomy places the organism in Eukaryota, Metazoa, Chordata, Actinopteri, Cyprinodontiformes, Cyprinodontidae. The coding region runs from base 76 to 4116 and encodes 1346 amino acids. The record is from RefSeq and is a predicted model, not a curated record. The transcript has 2 exons.